Triplophysa dalaica is the source of this 2006-nucleotide messenger RNA. RefSeq names its product protein phosphatase 1 regulatory subunit 3G (gene ppp1r3g). Bases 454 to 1218 code for a protein of 254 amino acids. Gene Ontology annotation, cellular component: protein phosphatase type 1 complex. The record is from RefSeq and is a predicted model, not a curated record. Gene Ontology annotation, molecular function: glycogen binding; protein phosphatase 1 binding. NCBI's taxonomy places the organism in Eukaryota, Metazoa, Chordata, Actinopteri, Cypriniformes, Nemacheilidae. The transcript has a single exon. Gene Ontology annotation, biological process: regulation of glycogen biosynthetic process.
CCAAAUGAAACAUGACAAGUCUCUAAUGAAAAAAUAACUUUGAAAUGCUGGAAAAGUGGUAGUUGUGUUAUCUUUUAAAAUGUUAUUUAAUAAAAAAACAAAUUUGCAUAAUAUUUUAUCUUAGGCAAUUACAUAGGCCAAUGCUAAUACGGCACUUAUGUUACAAGUAUUAUUAUUAUUGUUAUUGUUGGUAGUAGUCAUAUAUUUAUGAAAUUAUUUAUUUAUUUGUAAAGAUGAUGCAAUGGACAAACGCUCUAUUUUUCAAUCGUGUGUACACCAAGGCGUGCUGGACCCUGUCUGUGGGUGGGCGUAUCUCACAAAUCUAACUGACUGCACAUAUAUUCUCCUCUGCACUAGGAGCCCUGGGGUUGUCACUGGACCACUACUUUGCACAUGCAUUUAUAGAAUAGUCUUCUCACCUGUUUACAUCCUUGGAGACUCACACCUGAGUUAAUGGACAUCGUGAACGAAGAGCAGAUGGAGAACGGUAUAGACUCUGAUGAUGAUCUCCAACCCGACGAGAUACCCGAGUAUCUGCGUGACAGAAGAAGAGCCAAGUCCUUGCCUGCCUAUCCGGAUCAGGCGACCCUCUACCACCAGAUCUCGCAGAACUGCAGAAAGCGCGUCAAGUUCGCGGACGCGCUCGGGUUAAAUCUGGCCAGCGUGAAGCACUUUAACACCAGCGAGGAUCCGGAGAUUCCUGCCAAAGUGUUCACUAGACUUAACAGCUAUCCUCUCCAAAAGGACCGGGACUUCAUGGAUGACUUGUGCGUAAACCUGAAGUCCACUCUGACAUUUGAGCGCCCUGUGCCUACCUUUAAGAUGCCCGUGGACACUGUUGAUAUGGAGACGCGGCUUACGCGCUGUCAAGUCGCGUUGGAAAGCGUGACGGUCACCCAGUUUGAUAUACGUGGGGUCAUACGGGCGAUGGGUAGGAGUAAUUGCAAGAGAGUGGUUGGAGUCAGGUAUACUUUUAAUGACUGGCUGUCGUUCGUGGACGCGAAUGCCACCCUCGUGCCCAACGAGUUGACGGCGCUUGGAGAGCGCUUUUCCUUCACUAUGUACACGCCUCCUUUCUUAGGCCCAAGCGAUUCUUUGCAUUUCGCGUUGUACAUGAAGGAUGAUAACUUUGAAUUCUGGGAUAACAAUGACGGACUGAAUUACACCCUGAAGUAUAUGCCGUCCUCGUGCGAGACAGCGGCUUUCAAUGCUAUAUGAAGAUGCGCUUUUACGCACUGCUCUAAACGAGCUGUUUGUGCGUUUUGACUGUAAAAAGACAUUCGUUAAGGAAUGUAACUGCGCUUUGAAUCCCAAAACAAACUUCUUCGUCAUAAUUUACUCCUUAAUUUAUUCCAAAUCAUUAAUGACAUUUUGUGUGCGAUGAAGGAGAAUGUGUAUACGUUUGGGAAAGACAUGAGUAAUUAAUGACAUCAUUUCAACUGUUGAGUGUAUUCUUUUUUGAAAAUUGACUGCGUAUCCAUGGAAAAUGCAGACUGGCCUUUCAUUCUCAGUGUUUUAAGGAUGUUAAAACGUUGUAAACAUUAUAUGUCAGACUAAGCUCAACAUCAACUUCUGUUGGUUCACUUCCUUGAGUUACCACACAGACAAUGCGAUGGACAACUUCAGUUUGAUUCCAGCCUACAUUUUCAGCUGACGUACUGCUCACAAUUUUGUUAUUUUCUAUAAUCUCAAAGAGUACAUGCACUAUUUGAAGUGCCUUGUUAAUUUUUUUGUAAACAACACACCCCAAUGUAAAAUAUUACACUGAGUUCAGGAUUUCCUGAGUUUACAAAUGAUCUGUCUGUGAAAAACAUGGCGCAAGCAACUAAUGCAUGUCUGUAGCAAACACUUUUGGGGGUUGUACUGAAUGUUCACUCAUUUAUAUUAUCUGUAAAACAAAUUAAGCUGUCUGCACAAAAUAUGAUAGAAUUGUAAUAUAACACGUAUUAUGUAAGGAUACAGUUAACACUGGCUUCAUAAAUUAAUUAAAAACAAAGCAAAACACA